AUGGAACUUGGCGUAACAAAUAUAUUCCUGGUGAACCUGUCGGCAGCCGACCUGCUGGUGACGAGCAUCUGUAUGCCCAUCCAGCUCAGCAAAGCCAUCACCCUCGUGUGGUUCUACGGGGAGACGGUCUGCAAGAUUGUUAACUAUAUACAAGGAGUAGCAGUAGCUGCCAGUGUGUUCACAAUCACAGCAAUGUCAGUGGAUAGAUGGCUAUCCAUCUCCCCCGAGCCUCGGCUGAGGCCACCGGGGAGAAAGCAGGCGUUACUCCUAUUACUGUUACUGUGGUGUGCAGCACUACUCAUCUUCAUUCCUUUGCUGAUGGUGGCCACGGUCAGGCGAGAGCCAGUGCCUAUUAUUUCAAAGGCUUUAAGGAAUAUAUCGAUAGAAACGAGAGACGUCCACUUCUGCACGGAGGAGUGGCCCGGGCUGGAUCGCAAGAAGCAGUUCGGGAUGCUCAGCUUCACACUAGUUUACGCUAUACCUGGUUCAAUAACAAUAAUGUCGUACGCUUGCAUGGGGCGCACGCUGUGCUCGGUGCGGCCGCCGUUCGACAUCGACGAGGGCAACGUCAGCAUGCAACAGGGUCUAAGACUGAUGAAGGAGAGGAAGCGAGUGGCAUGGAUCCUGUUACUGCUGGCAGUGCUGUUCGCAAUGUGCUGGAUGCCGUACAACAUCAUGCAACUCCUGCUGGAUGUCAAUCUAGUCAAUGCUAAGGAUCUCAGCAUGUUUCUGCCGUAUGCACUUUUCAUUGGUCACGCAAACUCAGCAAUAAACCCCAUAGUAUACUGCUUGAUGACGAGGAACUUCCAGCGAUCAGCUCGCAAGCUGCUCUGCGGCCGCGGCGUCUGUCAACAGACCAACUUCACGUGGCGUUGUGCUCAGAAGCCAGAAGGUUCUUCUAGUGACUAUGAGUUGUACCACGAGCCUCACAAAAGAUGUUAUUUACAGAUGCACAAUCUCCGCUACAACGGACACGCAUACAACACCCACAUCCCCCGCGGCAUCGAGACUCGUGCGCAGACGACACAGCUGAGCCACGUGACGCGCUCCUCUCGACGCACGGCGCCCGCGCACGCACUCUCCGUCGAAAUGCUGCAGAGACACGGACUUAUCGACUUCAAACGUUGAUAUUAAGUACUGACGCUUUGAAGUGAGUGAUUUUUAUGAAGUGAUAAUUCUGUGACUUGUAAGUGAGGUUGAUAACAUGGAGAACAAAGAACUAGCGGAGGUGCCAUAACGGAAAAUCGUUUAAGAAAGUAACGCGCCAAAAUGCGGGUGAGCGGGGGCACAGCACGUUACUGUUUUUGCCCUAAUACGCCGUCUUUGGACUCCACCAUUUAUUGUAACACCAAUAUUCGUUGACAGAUGACUCAAAGAAUGUGAACGCCUCAUUAGUUCACUCGUAACUGAUCGUUUUCUCGAUACCCGCCGUACGAACUUGAUCUGGAAAAAAGCACCUGACCCACCUGCAUUAUGUCAUCUCCGCUCAUCUUCCCUUACUCCGUGGUUGAUAAGCUUUUUAUAUAACGAAGUUUAGUAUACGAGUUUUUUAACACACGGUCUCAUGUUUUCCAGUAAGACAUACUACUUUGUACCUAUUAACGUGCUAUAAUUGUUUUGACUCAAAAAUUGUUUAUAUUUCCCAGAUAUAUCGAUAUAAUGGUUGCUUAUGGUUUCUGUAAACAGCUAUGAAGUCUGCUGUAUAAGUAAUUAAAAUACAGGGUGUGAUAUAAUAUAAAAUUAGGAUUUGGACAUAGCAUUUAUGUCGAUCUUUAAUAAAAGUAAUAUUUAAAGCAACGUUACACAUCUUUCUUUAAAAUUUAUAACACUCAAAAGCUUAAUGUAUAUACAGAAAUUAAAUACUUUUUCACCUAUAGAUACGAAUUUAAAUUUAAGACGAAAAUUACGUAGGCCAGAACAUCUUUAAUCCGAUAAUUUGUAACCGAAUGUUCAUUAUAUGCAUUAAAAUACGUACCUAAAUAUUUAACAACAAUGGAGUUUUUCCAAUUCAGAUUUUCUUUUGAUGCCGUUCCUCAACAAUUUAUUUUUAAUCUCAGAGGCUCUAUGACAUCGUCUUGGGAGAUGAUCUAAUUGUCUUGUAGGUUUUGAUUAAAAAACAUUUUUUUUUUGUCUUUCGCAUUUUUUACAGUUUUGGAAAAUAUCCCCGAGAGUAACGCAUUUGUUAUAUAAACAUUUCAUUGAGAUAAUUAGUGUUAUUUUUAGCGCAUGAAUUUUAUUUUUUUAUUCCUACUCAAUAAGUAAAUACAUAUGUACCAAGAAGACACCAUAAAAUAUUUUUUAUUCUAGAAAGUUCUUAUAUAACGGGCUUCAUAUUAUAAACAAGCUAUUAAAGUUAAAGGUUCGUAGGAAAAAUAUCAGAAGAUCGGACCAAAUGUAAAUAAAAUAAAUAAACUUGUAUAUAAUAUUUUUACUAUGUAUCUAAAUGUUUACUUAUAAGUUAGUCUAAUUGAUGUUAGAUGUUUUUAUAUUCAAUGUGAUACUAAUAUAAAAAAUUACGAUGAAUAAAAUUACCAACUUAUUA
This is a messenger RNA of Helicoverpa zea (corn earworm), 2542 nucleotides long. It is a transcript of the gene NGR-A12, whose product is annotated as neuropeptide FF receptor 2-like. NCBI's taxonomy places the organism in Eukaryota, Metazoa, Arthropoda, Insecta, Lepidoptera, Noctuidae. Gene Ontology annotation, molecular function: G protein-coupled receptor activity. The record is from RefSeq and is a predicted model, not a curated record. The transcript has 9 exons. Gene Ontology annotation, cellular component: membrane. Gene Ontology annotation, biological process: G protein-coupled receptor signaling pathway. The coding region runs from base 1 to 1128 and encodes 375 amino acids.